UACGGCAUUCCUUAAAGGCAGUUACCUUCCUUACCCCGGCUCUCCGAAACCGCAAAAGCUAAAAAGCAAAGCCUCAAACAGGGAGAAAGGAAAGAGAGAGAGAAGCGAUGGAGAAGGAAAGAGAGCAGCAAGUUUACUUGGCGAGACUCGCUGAGCAAGCUGAAAGAUAUGACGAAAUGGUCGAGGCCAUGAAGAGGGUUGCAAUGUUGGAUGUUGAACUGACUGUGGAGGAGAGGAAUCUGGUAUCUGUGGGAUAUAAGAAUGUGAUUGGAGCAAGAAGGGCAUCAUGGCGGAUACUGUCUUCAAUUGAACAGAAGGAGGAGGCCAAGGGUAAUGAGCAAAAUGUGAAGAGGAUAAAAGAGUACAGGCAGAGGGUUGAAGAUGAGCUUUCAAAGAUCUGCAAUGAUAUACUAUCUGUUAUUGAUAAGCACCUCAUCCCAUCUUCCUCAACUGGGGAAUCAACAGUUUUUUACUAUAAGAUGAAAGGAGAUUAUUUUCGUUAUUUGGCAGAAUUUAAAGCAACUGAUGAUCGUAAAGAUGCCGCUGAUCAGUCACUUAAGGCUUAUGAGGCUGCCACCUCCACUGCAACCACAGAUUUACCUCCAACUCACCCUAUUAGACUGGGCCUGGCUUUGAACUUCUCUGUUUUCUACUAUGAGAUAUUAAAUUCUCCUGAGAGGGCAUGUCACCUGGCUAAACAAGCAUUUGAUGAGGCUAUUGCAGAACUUGAUAGCCUUAAUGAAGAAUCUUACAAGGAUAGCACCCUUAUUAUGCAGCUUCUCAGGGAUAAUCUCACCUUAUGGACCUCAGAUCUGCCAGAGGAAGGAGGUGACCAAACCAAAGGAGAUGAACCUCAGGCAGAGAGCUAAUUGGAUGGAAGAGUAUUCUUUUAAGACUGGGCUUGUCGAGGUAGAAAGGGCUUGCUGCUAGAGUGACCUGCUUUCAACUCAUAAUAGUAGUACAAGGAUUCGUGACCUAUGGCUUGUAUCAAUUUGUUGGUCAGAUGUUUUCCAGACUGUUGCUCUGUUCUCUUCUGUUUAAACAUAAUUGAAUCUGUUACUUUGUAGUCUUAUGACCUCUAUUUUCUAAUGUGUUUCUAUUUUUUUGCUUAACUAGCUUCUUUUUCAGUCUGUUGCUACCUGAUGUGUGAUUAACUUUAGACUUUGCUCAUUUUGCUCGUUCUUCAUUUUAUGAUCACACUUGUGCUUUCCA
Theobroma umbraticum is the source of this 1212-nucleotide messenger RNA. RefSeq names its product general regulatory factor 11 (gene GRF11). The record is from RefSeq and is a predicted model, not a curated record. NCBI's taxonomy places the organism in Eukaryota, Viridiplantae, Streptophyta, Magnoliopsida, Malvales, Malvaceae.